UGACUGCGCGGUGGGUGGUGCCAGGGACUGCUAUCUAUUUCGAACAGCUACACGACUCAUAGUGUACACAAUAAGGAGACUUUCUGAAUUGUAAAACUGUUUGUCCGCUGCUAAUAACUCCCACCACAACAUGGCUGAGACGGACCCCAAGUCGGUGCAGGACCUCACCAAUGUGGUCCAGACGCUGCUGCAACAGAUGCAGGACAAGUUCCAGACCAUGUCCGACCAGAUCAUCGGGAGGAUUGAUGAGAUGAGCACGCGCAUUGACGACUUGGAGAAGAACAUCGCCGACCUGAUGACCCAGGCUGGCGUUGAGGAGAUUGAGGCGGCACCGGAAAAGGCUAAAGAGGGUCAGGGGUCAUAAUGAAGGUUCUCAAGUGUCUCGGCGUGAAGUCUGUCCGACAUUCAGGAGCAGCAGACUUUUCGAUCCUGAAAAUGACUAUUUGAUUUGGUGUGUCGUCGUGUGAAAUGCUUUUUUAUAUAUUGAAUAUUGUGAUAAACGGUUAGUUAUAUAAUGACAUAAGAAGUUGAACAUCAUUUGUAAGUUAGAAUAGUGCGAUAUGCCCUUCAGAAACAUGUGCAGAAAUGCAACCUAAGGAUUUGUAUGCAGCGACCCAGAUGAAUUCUCUCCGCCAUCAUGGAUCGUAAUUAAUAAAAGGAUGGCUGACGGGGACAGCUUUGCCCUGGCCGGUGUUGAGAACAACCUGCAGGCUCAGAGGCCAGUGGAACCGCCAUCCCUACUAACAUGGAAAGUGGGCACAUCUGAAGCAUGUGGGGAUUUACAAACGGCACUGUUAGACAAUGCUGUGGGAUGCAUUCCAAUUUCAACAGAUGUUCUUCUAUUAAAGCUAUUUAAUACAGUGCGUUGUCAUAUAUUACAUAAUAAAUAUUAGGCCAGGUGUAGAGUGAAUUAAAAAAUAUAAAUAA
Molecule: messenger RNA, 927 nt
Organism: Pseudoliparis swirei
Lineage: Eukaryota; Metazoa; Chordata; Actinopteri; Perciformes; Liparidae
Product: heat shock factor-binding protein 1-like
Exons: 4
Coding region: 131-364 (77 amino acids)
Biological process (GO): cellular heat acclimation
Cellular component (GO): cytosol; nucleus
Molecular function (GO): transcription corepressor activity
Source: RefSeq, a predicted model, not a curated record